Adineta steineri is the source of this 1083-nucleotide messenger RNA. Lineage: Eukaryota; Metazoa; Rotifera; Eurotatoria; Adinetida; Adinetidae. The record is from the annotation of a GenBank genome assembly.
AUGACAUCAUUUGCAACACCAUUACAACUUGGACCAUUACUUCUCAAAAAUCGCGUGAUUAUGUCAUCAUUAACUCGUGAUCGAAAUCGUGUCCCCGGUCCACUUCAAGUGGAGUAUUAUACACAACGAACUGGUGCCGGUCUUAUACUUACAGAAGGUACACUUAUCGAACCACAGGCUGGUAUUUACUCAGAUGAACAAGUAGCCGGUUGGAAGAAGAUCGUCGAUAGUGUUCAUGCACACAAUGGUCAUAUAUUUCUUCAAUUAUGGCACGUUGGACGAGUCGCUCAUCCACUUCUUCAGGAUGGUCGACCUAAUGUUGCACCAUCAGCAAUAGCAGCUAAAGGUGGUAAAUUUCGACAAUUAGAAGGACAUCCUGGUUUUGUUACACCAACUGCUAUUGACGAUCCAGAACAUUAUAUUGCUUUGUAUAAGCGAGCUGCUGAACGUGCAAAAGAAGCUGGAUUUGAUGGUGUCGAAUUGCAUAGUGCAAAUGGUUAUUUAUCACAUCAGUUUAUCGAUAAUACAUCUAAUCAAAGAACAGAUCAAUGGGGUGGAUCUGCAGAAAAUCGAUGUCGAUUUCCUUUACGUAUUAUUGAUGAAAUUAGUGGUGUUUUUGGAAAUGAUCGUGUUGGUAUUAAGUUAUCACCAAGUGGUGGUUAUAAUGAUAUGGGUAUGACGGAAAAGGAUACUACUGAAACUUUUGGAUAUCUUAUUAAAGAACUCAAUGCUAGACGCAUUGCUUAUAUACAAUUAACACGCUAUUGGCCGUUUCGAGAUCCAGCACAACGUGGAACUUAUGUUGAUAUAUUCCAGUGGAGAAACUUAAUUAAUUCGGAACAUACUAAGUUUUUUGCCAAUACUGAAUAUGAUAGUGAACAAGGUGCAAAAGCAUUAAAAGAUGGUUUAGCUGAUGCAAUCGUAUUUGGACGAUUGUAUAUUGCAAAUCCUGAUCUAGCACAACGUUUGAUUAACAAUGAAGAAUUAAAUACAAAUUUCAAUGUUAAACAUUUUUAUGGAGGUGAUUUUGUAGGAUAUACUGAUUAUCCAACGUAUGAACAACAACAUACCGUGCAUGCUUAG